Molecule: messenger RNA, 2251 nt
Organism: Electrophorus electricus (electric eel)
Lineage: Eukaryota; Metazoa; Chordata; Actinopteri; Gymnotiformes; Gymnotidae
Gene: sdhdb
Product: succinate dehydrogenase complex, subunit D, integral membrane protein b
Biological process (GO): tricarboxylic acid cycle; mitochondrial electron transport, succinate to ubiquinone
Cellular component (GO): respiratory chain complex II (succinate dehydrogenase); mitochondrial envelope; membrane
Molecular function (GO): ubiquinone binding; heme binding
Source: RefSeq, a predicted model, not a curated record
GGUAACCCUAGUGACCUUGGCGAUACUGACGGCUAUGGCGUACCUCGUAAGAGUCAGCUCUGUUUGUCAUAGGGGAGUCCGACCUCUGUUAUUUCGCAGUGCUUCUCUCAUAAGACCUUUAGCUGCACCUAAAAAGGAUGAGGGUCACUCCUCUUUGCUCACAGCUCGGAUACAUGCAACACCCUCUCAUUAUGCAGUCUCUGGGUCCAGUUCAGCCUCGCAUCACUGGAAGGGAGAGCGGGCCCUGAGUGUGAUUCUCCUCAGCAUGGGCCCUCUGGCCUAUUUCUACCCAGGCACUGUCAUGGACUACUCCCUGGCUGCAGUGCUCACGCUACACGCACACUGGGGCUUGGGCCAGGUCAUAACAGAUUAUGCCAAAGGAGAUUCUAAGAUCAAGAUGGCCAGGGCAGGCCUCUUCCUUCUGUCAACUGUCACCUUCGCAGGUCUCUGCUACUUCAACUACCAUGACGUCGGGAUUUGUAAAGCCGUGGCUCUCCUGUGGAGCAAAUAGGAAGGCUGGUCUGAGGUGUUGGCAAGUGGUUUGGAUCCUGGAGCUUUUGUCAUUAUGAUUCAAUUGAUUUCAUUUUGUGAGAUUAUAUUUGAAUUCUCUAAAUAUAUGAUUUUGACAAAUGCGGCAUUGAUUCACGGCUGUUUAAUAGCUGUUGAGCAAUUCAUUUUUUUUCCCCUGCUUAAGAUAUGACAGUGUACCUGUGAGGGGUCUGGCCCAGACAACAUGUUUUGGUCGCUUUGUGCUAGUGUUUUAUUUUGUUUCAUCUUAAAAUCACUGGCCGUAUUUUACAUGAUUAACUUUCAGGAAGGGAAAAUAUAAUUGUCUACUGAUUUGUUAAGACACCUCAAUUGUUUGCUGUCAUCAACAACUUCAAAAAUAAUUCUUAAUAUACUCUAUUAUAAUAAUCUGUAAACAUGUCAGACUCAUGAUUUCAGUUUAGUUCUACACACCUUAAAUCUUGUAUGAAUUUUUUGUGGAUCUAAUUUGGUUUGGAUUAUUUGGGGUGUUUUGUGAACUUUAGAAAUGUUAAAUGGUAAUAUAAAACUAUUACUUUGUCUGCCUUUUUAAAGACUGCAAGCCUAGCCAGCAUUAGACAUCCCUAUUUGCCUUGGUCUUCUUUAAGUGGCUAUGGCUUUUGCGUGAAAGACUGCUGUCGGUGUUUCCGCUUUGGAUAGUGGUAAUUUACACAGACUCUUUCAUUCAGAUUGAGUAUGUUUUGAAAGUUUGGGAUCUAUAUGUAAUCCACAAGCAACACCUUGUGAUUUGGAGUCAUUUGCUUAAGUUCACUGUGUGUGUCCGCUUCGUGAGCACAGGCAGCGACUCAGUCUGCUGUAAAGUUUUGAAUUCGGUGACUUUUGCUCUAAGAAUUUGGGGCUAUAAGCCAUAUAUGAACAGUUUUAGAUAACAGUAAGGGAACAUAAUGAUAAUUGUUAACAUAAUUACAUAUGAUGCAAUAUAUUUGGAAAAGCUCAAGAACUGAUCAUGAAGGAGUUGCCAUUCUCUUAUUGUGUUAUGUCUGCAGUCAGAUUUUAAUGCACAUGUUAGCAGUGGAUAAAGUUAAAUUCGUCUUAAGAUUCCUCAAUAUUAAAUUCACUUCAUGAAGUGUGCGGUUUAUUUUAAUCAAAAAGAUGUCCAAAGCCUGUUGUCUGCUACAUAAAACCAUUUUGCAUGUUUAUGGACUACAUUAUGUUUAAAAUUAUUUUGCCCUCAAGAUUUCUCAUAAAUCUUUAUUGUAGGCAAACUGCAGACCCACUAUGCAUGCAUGGGUUGAUCAACUUUGGAGCUCUACAGAUUAACUGAAGAAUGUGUGGUUGUAGUUUUAUCAUUUUCUUCUCCUUGUACAGAAAGGUCUGAUGGUCUUGUGGCUUUUGGUACAAAUUUCAACAUCAUGUGAAAUUCCCCUCAUGAUAAGAAUUUUAACCCCUAGACUAAAAUCCCCUGGAAAUCAUCUGCAUUGUUCAUCUAUGUAGUAGGAUACUAAGUACCAAGAGGAUUACAUAUUUGUGCAAUGUAUACAAUGUACAUAAAUAUAAAGGACAGACUUACUUUUCUAAUCCUUUUAGGCCAGUUUUAAUCAUGUUACUUUCCAGAUUUUGAAUUAUCUCUGGUUCAACCACCUGAAAAGUCAUUAUAUUCCAACACUAGGUGGAGACAGAACUGCACCUGUAAAACAACACUUUAGCCAUGUGGUGUGUAUGACCCAGAAUUAAAUCACAAAUCUAAUAAACCCACUAGACCAUA